GGUUUCAAAGUGUUAGGCCUACAUUUACUCCAUUACAGUGCAUAUCAGUUCGAAAAUGUAAAAGAAUAAUAAAGAUGACAAAACAGAAAGCAAUACAAGUAGCUCAAGAGCAAAGUAGGCAUGUGACCACUUUCACUUUAUAUCUCCAAAAGAAAGUUUAACCCUUCUUAGCUCUCUCUAUAAAACUCUCAUACCUCCUUGAAAACCUAUACUUCAUCUCCUAUAUCCUCAAACAUGGCGAGACUAGGCUUUAUUUCCUUACUAGUUCUUUUCCAUGUUGUUUACCUGGUUGGUAAAGCAGACUCAACCCCUCCCAGACACUCAAGUUCCACUAAGUUCAUCAAAGCUUCAUGCAGAGCAACACAGUACCCAGCUCUGUGUGUGCAAUGCCUUGCAGGUUAUGCACGCUCGAUUCGACAGAGUGAAAGACAGCUAGCUCAGACUGCUUUGGCAGUGAGCCUAUCCCGGGUGCGAAAAGCUGAAUCCUUUGUGACCAAGUUGACUAAAGUUAGGGGGAUCAAGCCUAGGGAGUACAGAGCUGUGAAAGACUGCAUAGAGAACAUGGGGGAUGGCGUGGACCAGAUUGGCCAGUCGAUGAGGGAGCUUGGACAUACGGGUCGAGCCUUUGGUCAGGAGUUCAUGUGGCACAUGAGCAAUGUGCAGACUUGGGUUAGUGCUGCACUCACUGAUGAGACCACUUGUCUUGAUGGGUUUUCAGGUCGUCUUAUGGAUGGAAAUAUCAAGGUUGCUAUCAGAAGAAGGGUCAAUGAUGUUGCUCAGGUCACUAGCAACGCACUAGCUCUGGUUAAUCGCUUUGCAACUAAACACAAGGCGGCUGCAGCUGCCAAAGAUCCUUAGAUCUAGUACAAGUGAGUUUAGGGACUAUGUAAAUGGGACAUGGUAUUAGUAAGGUUCGUGACUUUGUGCCUGGCCUAGAUUUUGUCUUAGAGGGUAUUGUUCUUGCUGGUUGAUGUGUAAGAUGACAACCUUUAAGUUUUGUACCAGUUAUGCUUUUGUUUUGACUGUAAUAUACUAGUUCUGUUUGUGAAG
Fragaria vesca subsp. vesca is the source of this 1050-nucleotide messenger RNA. RefSeq names its product 21 kDa protein-like. The record is from RefSeq and is a predicted model, not a curated record. Gene Ontology annotation, molecular function: enzyme inhibitor activity. The coding region runs from base 235 to 858 and encodes 207 amino acids. The transcript has a single exon. Gene Ontology annotation, biological process: negative regulation of catalytic activity. Lineage: Eukaryota; Viridiplantae; Streptophyta; Magnoliopsida; Rosales; Rosaceae.